This is a messenger RNA of Zea mays, 924 nucleotides long. RefSeq lists its product as uncharacterized. The record is from RefSeq and is marked validated. Lineage: Eukaryota; Viridiplantae; Streptophyta; Magnoliopsida; Poales; Poaceae.
AAGCCGCAACACAGCGCAGACGGCGGCGGCUGCUAGCCUGCAACGAACAAACCAGCGAGCGAGCGGGCGGAGGAGGAGAUGCCGGGAAAGGGGCAGCGGCGGAGGGAGAAGAACUUCCGGGCGGCGCACGGCGGGGUACCGUGCCUGCCCCCGCCGCCAAAGCAGAGGGAGCUCGAGGCCAUCCCGACUAAACUCCGCCGCCUCAUCGCCUUCCAGAACAAGCACAACGCCAAUGCUGACGCGUCCUCAGGAGGUGCUCCCAAGAAGCAAGACGAUGGGUUAAGGAAGAACAAGCUAGCAACAGACAAGGCAAAGGACAAGAAAACCAAGAAGCAGGCAUUGGUGGUUCCUGCUGAUAGCAAAGCAUCAGAUAUUAAAGGUAAUGAUAAACGUUCAGCUGCCAAUGAGGAUGUGAAUGCAGAGGGAAGUAAGGGGAAGAGAAAGAGGGGAAAUGUUAAGGACCUUCGUUUCGAGGAACUGGACAAGAACAUCUCAGCCUCGAAGAAGCAGAGGAGGAAGCAGCACCUGGAUGAGAAGAAAAAGAAGCGCAAGGACAAUAAGACAGAAACUCUACCAGACUUUCCUGGGCGCGAGAAAGUCAAAUUUGGUGAAGUUGUUGUGGCUCCACCAAAAUUGUCAUUCCCGAAGGUGAAGAGUGCUUCAGAUGCUUCUCGCGAGAUGCUGAGGAAAGAGGCAAUUGAGAAUUACAGAUAUAUCAAAGGCUGGACAUCGAGGCCUGGACUGCAGCUUCCAACGCUAGCAGAAUCACAAUAGAUAUUUUCUCUGUUUAUCGUUGUCAAACUUACUCUGUUUAUAUCAGAGAAGUUUAGAGUAUCAAUUGUGUAAUUUGUACUCUCAUGUAGGCAAUUCCGAACAAAUAUUCCUGUCUGGAUUUCCUCUCUUCUUUUGUGUGUUUGUUUUUCC